Talaromyces atroroseus is the source of this 468-nucleotide messenger RNA. RefSeq lists its product as hypothetical. The transcript is spliced from 2 exons. NCBI's taxonomy places the organism in Eukaryota, Fungi, Ascomycota, Eurotiomycetes, Eurotiales, Trichocomaceae. The record is from RefSeq and is a predicted model, not a curated record. Gene Ontology annotation, biological process: protein import into nucleus. Gene Ontology annotation, cellular component: nuclear pore central transport channel. Bases 1 to 468 code for a protein of 155 amino acids.
AUGGCCACUCCAAAAGAAGAUGACUAUACUAAAGCAUCUACAGAAGGGGCAUUGGACUUUGUUCAGCUAUACCAUUCAGCGCUCUCGUCAAAUAAAAGGUCGAUAGCUUCAUUCUACAGCGCUACGCCCACCAACAUACUGUUCAACGGAAACGUCAUUGCGGACGGCCCCGCGGUCGAGGAUAUUUUUACCAAACAGCUCCCCACAGCCCACCAUGAGAUUCAGUCUGUCGAUUGUCAGAUUAUCAAUAAGACCUAUCCUACAACUACGCCUGGUACAAGUGUCAGAGCGAAUGCCAAGAAUAUAUCCAUGCUGGUCGCAGUGAGCGGGUCGGUGAAGUACGGAGACAAAGACUCUCCGCUGCAUGGGUUCAGCGAGACAUUUGUCCUGAUCCCCAACACGGAAAGCAAAGAGAAGAACAGGAAGGACUGGGUCAUUCAGAGUCAAAACUUCCGAUUAGUCGCUUGA